AUGAAGUCUAUUUCGUUUGCCACCGUUGUUUUUUGUGCCUUAACAAUCGCACAGACUAGGUCUUCGGAAAUCCUGGUCAUAUUCCCGACGACCGCCCAGAGCCAUUACCGAGUCGUCCGACCACUAAUCCACAGCUUAUUGGACCGCGGACACAAAAUAUUAGCCAUCACGAAUUUUCCGGAUGCUGCGGAAAGAGCCAAUUUAUCACACAUCGACAUUUCCGGGUUAAAACCACACUCGAAAUUCAAAACCAACAACAAUGGAAUAAUUAACACAAUGAAGCGCGUAAUCACAAACUUCAACACAUACGCGACUAUUCUCAAUCAUCCGACGGUUGCGAAACUCCUAGAGUCUCGUCAAAAAUUCGACUUGGUGAUUGCUGAAUUUUUUACAUCUACACCAAUAUUUGCACCGAUCGCCACAGUUGUGGACGCACCGAUUGUUGGAUUUUGUCCAAUGAUUACAUUUCCGUGGAUAAACGAGGUGAUGGGAAUGGAGACGACCAUGUCUUAUAUGCCUAGUCUUCUCAGUAACUCAACGGACAGUAUGCCAUUUUUCCAGCGAAUAGUUCGACAAAUUAAUAAAAAUCAUUACGGGAUACAAACGGAAUCAGUAAUAAAAACGAUGGCUAACUUAAGCAUGAUUAUGACAAACAAUUAUCAUAGCAUGUUUUUACCCUUUCCCAAACUGCCCGGAAUCAUUGAGGUCGGUGGUAUUCAUGUAGUCGACCCAAAACCUGUUCCUCAAGACUUGAACGAUUUCAUAAAUGGUGCCGAACAUGGUGUGAUCUUAUUCAGCUUGGGCUCUGUCGUGUCGGAAGAAUCGUUGGGCGCUGAUAAACUGAAUAACAUACUCGAUGCAUUUUUGAGACUUAAACAAAGAGUCAUAAUGAAGUUUGAUGCUGACAAAUACAAAAUACAGUUACCAGUGAAUGUAAAAGUAGUUAAAUGGUUUCCACAGCGAGAUCUACUAGCACACCCAAAGGUAUUACUAUUUAUAUCACAUGCUGGUAUGAUGAGCACAAUCGAAACAAUACACUGUGGUAAACCGAUGGUAGCUAUACCGAUAUUCGGCGAUCAAAUAUUUAAUACCAAAUUGUUGGUUGAAAAACAAGUGGCUGUCGCUAUAGAAUACAAACAUUUAGAGAGUGACCAGCUUUUCGAUGCUAUUAAUGAAGCAUUGACCGAGAAAUAUGCGAUUAAAGCGAAAAGACUGCAACAGUUAUAUAAUGAUCGACCACAUUCACCUCUUGAAACAGCAGUUUACUGGACCGAGUAUGUAAUAAGAAAUAAAAACGAAUCGAAAGAACUAUUAAAAAGUCAAAAGGUUCACUUAAAUUUUUAUCAAUCGAAUUUAAUUGAUAUAUCUGCUGCUUUUCUCAUCCCACUUAUUAUGACGAUAUAUAUUAUACAAUGGACAAUGAAACGUCUAAGGAAGCAUUAA
Molecule: messenger RNA, 1443 nt
Organism: Macrosiphum euphorbiae (potato aphid)
Lineage: Eukaryota; Metazoa; Arthropoda; Insecta; Hemiptera; Aphididae
Source: the annotation of a GenBank genome assembly